Vicia villosa (hairy vetch) is the source of this 1017-nucleotide messenger RNA. RefSeq lists its product as uncharacterized. The coding region runs from base 1 to 1017 and encodes 338 amino acids. The record is from RefSeq and is a predicted model, not a curated record. Gene Ontology annotation, molecular function: endonuclease activity; DNA binding. The transcript has a single exon. Gene Ontology annotation, biological process: DNA repair. NCBI's taxonomy places the organism in Eukaryota, Viridiplantae, Streptophyta, Magnoliopsida, Fabales, Fabaceae.
AUGAUUAUCGGAUCUUUGAAUAUUAGAGGGGGAGGGAAUGCUCUGAAGAGAAGGAGAAUUAGUAACAUUAUUAAAAAGGGGGAGGCGGACAUUUUUUUGAUUCAAGAAUCCAAGUUAACAGAUUUGAAUGAGGCCUUAGCAAGGAGUUUUUGGUGCGGUUCGGAUAUCGGAUUUUCUUUUUCUAACUCGGAAGGCUUUUCGGGUGGUAUGAUUUGCUUAUGGAAGGUUGGUAAUGUAGAAGUCAUUUCUAGUUUCAAAGGGGAAGGUUUCCUGGGUAUAAAAGUUAUUUGGAAGGAUAAUGCAUACUAUAUUUUAAAUGUUUAUUCUUCGUGCUUGCUUGCGAAGAAGAAAGAACUUUGGGAAAAUAUUUUGCGUCUGAAGGAUUCUUUUACAGAUGGGGAAUGGAUUAUCGGUGGGGAUUUCAAUUCUAUUAGGGCGAUUGGCGAAAGGAGAGGGCGGAGCGAGAGGGUGGUGUCUAAUGAGGCGGUCUUUUUUGAUAAGUUUAUCGAAGAUAGUGGCUUGAUAGAUAUCCCUUGUAAAGGAAAGAAAUAUUCUUGGUAUAGUGGUGAUGGUAGAGCCAUGAGUCGUAUUGAUCGUUUUUUGGUCUCUAAUGUGGUGGUGAAUAGGUGGGGUUUGGUGGGACAAUUUAUCGGUUGUCGUGAUGUCUCGGACCAUUGUCCGGUGUGGUUAGUGAAGGAUAGAGAGAAUUGGGGUCCUAAACCUUUCAAGUUCAACAAUGAAUGGUUUUCCUUUAAAUCUUUUAUUCCUUUCGUCGAGACGGAGUGGAAGGAGAUGGUGGUGGAAGGGAGAGGUGAUUUUGUACUUAUAGAAAAACUUAAGAGGUUGAAAGAUAGACUUAAAUGGUGGAAUGAAGUUGUUUUUGGUAAGAUUGAUUUGGAAGUGGAGGAAUGCGUGAAGGAGGUGAAUAAGGGUGAUUCCUAUUUGGAGGAGGUGGGGGAAGAUUCUUUUAUGGAUACUUUGAAUGAUAGGAGGGGGCGAAUAAGAGGUUAUGGAUGA